Molecule: messenger RNA, 942 nt
Organism: Rangifer tarandus platyrhynchus (Svalbard reindeer)
Lineage: Eukaryota; Metazoa; Chordata; Mammalia; Artiodactyla; Cervidae
Source: the annotation of a GenBank genome assembly
AUGUAUAACUUGAGCUGUUACAAUCCCGGUUCCUUUAUCCUUGCUGGAAUACCUGGCCUGGCGAAGUUUCACAUCUGGAUUGGGAUUCCCUUUUAUGUCAUCUAUGUUCUGGCUGUUGUGGGCAAUGGCACCCUCCUCUACCUCAUUGUCAUUGAGGACAGCCUCCAUGAGCCCAUGUUUUUCUUCCUCUUUAUGCUGGCCACCACGGACCUCAUCUUGUCUACUGCCACGGUGCCCAAACUGCUCAGUAACCUCUGGCUUGGCUCCCAGGAAAUAACUUUCACUGAUUGUCUCACCCAAAUGUUCUUCCUCCACUUCAGCUUUGUAGUGGACUCAGCCAUCCUGCUGGCCAUGGCACUGGAUCGCUAUGUGGCCAUCUGCUUUCCCUUGAGAUACACCACCGUCCUGGCUCCUCAGGUGAUUAUCAAGCUUGUGCUGGGCAUUGUUGUGAGGAGUUUCUUGGCCAUCUUGCCAGAUGUCUUUCUGCUGAAGCGGUUACCCUUCUGCAGAACACGAAUCUUCCCCCACACAUACUGUGAGCAUAUAGGUGUCGCUCAGCUUUCCUCUGCCAACAUCUCCAUCAACAUCUGGUAUGGAUUUUCAGUGCCUGUCAUGACUGUUGUCUCAGAUGUGAUCUUUAUUGCUGUCUCCUAUAUCUUCAUCCUCCGUGCUGUCUUUCAUCUCUCAUCCCAAGGUGCCCGCCAAAAGGCACUCGGCACCUGUGGUUCCCACAUCUGUGUCAUCCUCAUGUUUUACACACCUGCCGCCUUCUCCAUCCUUGCCCAUCGCUUUGGGCACAGUGUACCUCGAAAUAUGCUCAUUUUAUUUGCCAACCUCUACGUGGCCAUCCCUCCCACUCUAAAUCCUAUAGUGUAUGGAGUGAAGACCAAGAAGAUCCAGGACAAAUUUAUUCUCCUGUUUACUUUGAAGAAGACACAAUGA